Molecule: messenger RNA, 843 nt
Organism: Aspergillus calidoustus
Lineage: Eukaryota; Fungi; Ascomycota; Eurotiomycetes; Eurotiales; Aspergillaceae
Source: the annotation of a GenBank genome assembly
AUGCCCCCUCAACCCCCAGCCGCCGCCCCCUGGCGCGCCCUCUUCCUGUCCGGCCUCGAAAAAUCCUCUGCCUCCUCCUUCACCCUCUCCACAAUCGCGCACAGCAACAACCCAGCCAAACCACCCGUCCCGCGCGCCCGCACCGUCGAAUUCCGCGGCUUCUUCCCCAAACCCGCGUCGUCGCUGCACCAGUCUGCGCUCGACGCGCUCAAGGCGCAGGGGAUUGGCCUGAAUCCCGAGGUGUACGAGAGUGAGCUCUUUGCGAUUACGACGGAUAGGCGGAUGGGCAAGGUUGGGCAGAUUGCUGGGUCGGGUGCUAGUGGGGAUAGUAGAGGUGGUGAGGGAGGGGAGGAGGCUGUCGAGGGCGUGUUUUGGUUUGAGGAGGGGGUUAUGACUCAGUGGAGGGUUCGGGGGAAGGGGGUUACGAUUGGGGGCGAUGGAGCUGGGGAGGAGGGGGUGCGCCAGAGGAUUUUCCGGAGGAUGAGGGUUGUUGAGGGUGCUAAUAGGGAGUCGAUCUCGGAGGAGGUCAAGAAGUGGGAGUGGGAGAGGCAGGUUACGACGUAUUUUGCGUCGCAUACGCCUGCUAUGCGAGGCUCAUACAAAAACCCAACCCCUGGCACGCCUCGAUCCCAGAACCCGUCUAAUCCGCAGUGGAAGUUGAAUCAGAAGGUUGAGGACUUGCAGGAUCCGGCUGCAAGAGAGAACUUUCGGGUAUUGGUUAUUCUGCCCGAGGAGGUAGAGAGGUUGGAUCUCUCGAAUCCGGAAGAUGUGCGGCGGACGAGGUGGACGUUUGUUGAGGAUGAGAGUGGGGGCAAGUGGGAAGAGACUGAAUUAUGGCCGUGA